AUGAGUUGGCUCCGGACAACCAGCCUCUCGCUCGCUCGCCAGCUCUCGAGGACCCUCGACCCUCGACACGACUAUGAGCCACAUGCCUGCUACGUGUCAUUUUGCAAGCACUGGCAACAGGCACACGAUAUUAUACUUAAAUCUCAACCAACCCACCUACACGACGAUGUCCUAGGCGUAGUGAAUCACCUGGAACAGCUCUCCACCCUGCUAGUACUCGAGGCUAAAGCAAGGGAGAUCAACACUGCAACCAGUCCUGCCUCCUGUCUAGAGUAUCUGCUCAGUGAAAACCUGUUGGAUAAGCUUUAUGAAUGGGCUGUUUGUACUGGAAAAUACGAAAAUGCCGUGCGUUUGGAGGAGCUCAAGUUAUUUGGACAUCUUAUCAGCCAUUAUAGUACUCAGGUGAUUGCCGCAGAGCCUUUCCUACGACCGCUGCUGAAAUUGUUAAGCGGAUUCCGAAAUGAAUUACCUCCACCUAAUCUUGAGAGUCAGCUAGUGACGGUACUGAACCAGUUGUGUGUGGCGCUGAUGCAGAACAUCAAGUUCUUGGAUUUGUUCUUCCUAACCAUGCACACACAAAAAGGGUCACAGGCUGAGUUUAUAAUAGUCCGCCUCCUGCUGUCGUCGGUCCACCGCGAGGGCGGUCCGGGCGCGGCGGCGCGCGACGCGCUCCUGCUGUGUGCCAAGAUGUCGGCGCGCUGUCCGCAGCUCGCUGACUUCAUGCUGGCCGGGAACACGUGCCCUGUACUCGCUACUGGUCUAAGCGGUCUGUACUCCCUCCUGCCGCGCACCCUGAGCGAGCAAGUAUACCGCCUGACACCGGACGACGUGAACCACGUACACAAACUGACGUUGUUCAUAGACUCACUAGAGUUCUGUAACGCUGUGGCACAGGUAGCUCAUCCCUCAAUAAAGAAGCAUCUACUAGAUCUACUAUACCAAGGGUUCUUAGUUCCGGUGAUGGGCCCAGCGUUACUACAGACGAAAGCGGCGACGUUGCAGAGUGGCGCGGCGGAACAAGCGGCGGCGAUGGCGUACCUCGAACUUCUAUUGCGAUGCGUCACCAGGCGAGGACUACUGCGGGCUGUACUUCAUUUCCUCUUUGUAUAUGAGUAUGAUGGGGUUAGAGUCGUCGAUGUGUUGUUACGAAGACUUGAAGGCAAUUCUCAGCUGUCACUAGUCUCCUUAGCUCUAAUGGAGACACUAAUCGACCUCAACUGCGAAGAUGUGAUGGUAGACCUGGUCUUCAAGCACCUUCUCAACGGCCAUCACCUGAUGGUAGCCUAUAGACACAAGAUAGCUGAUCCGGAGCCGUAUAGAGACGCGGCUAUCGCAUUCUUGGGACUCUCGCCCAGAUGCUGUUCGAGGCCUAUGGAGAUGACAAAACAUUGGAUAGACGAGCUAGCAACGAGCGGACGUCGCGUCCUUGAUCUGAAGAGUGACAACGAGAGGCGGGUGAAUGGAGUCCACGAUGAUAUCGCCAUGAACAGUUUGGUACAUGAAAUCAAAGUCAAUUAUGGGAACCCCAACGACACACUAUUCGGCAACUACCACGCCUACAUCUGCGAUUCACGCUUCGAAAUAGUAUCCCGCGUACUAGCAUGCAGUAACUGGAGCUCACGGUAUGACAGCGUCACGCCGCCAAAAAGAGAAACAAACAACAAUACAAAAGAAACGAAAGAGAUAGACAUAGUCUCACCGAAAGAGCAGGACAGCCUUAUUUCAUGUACGAGCGGAUAUGAGACAAAAACAAGCGACAGUUCGGAAAAAGAACAGCACAGUUUGACGUCACUGAAUGAACAGGAGAAUGAAGUUAAGACCGAAUUGAAUGAACUAAAAGAACAUGAUAGUUUGACGUCUACGGGGGAGAGUAGUGGGUAUGAAAGCUUUAAGUAUAAAGAGGGGGAGGGGGAUGAGGGAUUCGCUGAGGAGUUGUUCCGGAGGAGUUUUGUAAAGAAGGAGGAUAAUGGGUAUGAAGGGGAGGUGCCUUUGAUCAGAAGCUGGAGGGCCAGUGCUGAAUCAAUUAUUGGCCCAUUACUAGCCAGCCUUCUGAAGAAGACAGCAGUUCUCUUAGAAUCUGAAGUGAUAGUAAACUGCCGCGUCACGAGUGUAGUCUCCAAGUUGGCGUCACUACCUACUCCUCUGCUGACCUCGCUACUGCUGUGUCCCGGAUUUGUAUUGCAGCCUAACGUGCCUUCUUUGUUUCAAAUACUAAGUAAACUAAAAGAAGAAGUAGACGAGCUGACGGAAGGUAUAGACAACGCGGGCGAGCUGGUGGACAAGGCGCGAGUUUACCUUAUACAACGAGAGAUGGCGUUAGUGAAGACACGAGGCCCGACAAAUGAUGAUAGUCACGGCCACGACUCACCGUCCCAGAAAUCGGACGACUCGCCCUUCCGACGUGUCGAGGCGAAACGUCGCAGUCUCUCCAAUAGCAUAUCCAACAUGUUUGGACGGAGAUUAUCUUCUUCAUCGCCCUCCCAGCAUCACAUGCACAGUCCACAACCCCACACAUACGCCAGUCCACAAAAACGACCAGUGUUUACACAGGAAUCUUACUGGAACCAAUCUAUCACACUACGCUCAAUACUAAACGCCGUCAUACUUGAUGAGUGGCUCAAAGAAUUAGCUGCACUAUGCGAAGAACACGCCCUACGACUUUCAGCCAAUCACUAUGAAGAUGAGAGCUACGUACAAGCCGUGGCCUUAUGA
Molecule: messenger RNA, 2712 nt
Organism: Spodoptera littoralis (African cotton leafworm)
Lineage: Eukaryota; Metazoa; Arthropoda; Insecta; Lepidoptera; Noctuidae
Source: the annotation of a GenBank genome assembly